Stegastes partitus (bicolor damselfish) is the source of this 1173-nucleotide messenger RNA. RefSeq names its product L-rhamnose-binding lectin CSL2-like. Lineage: Eukaryota; Metazoa; Chordata; Actinopteri; Pomacentridae. The record is from RefSeq and is a predicted model, not a curated record. Gene Ontology annotation, molecular function: carbohydrate binding. The transcript has 9 exons. The coding region runs from base 25 to 705 and encodes 226 amino acids.
AGUCCCGCUGGAUCUCCUGAAACCAUGCUCAGCUUCACACUCAGCGCCGUCCUGUUGCUUGCAGCAGCUUGUUUGCUCACAACAUCAGUUGGUUCCAUAGAGAAGGCUGUCACCUGUGACUUCAUCGGCAACGUCCAGCACCUGGGCUGUGAUAAGGGGGUGAUCCGUGUGGAGGCAGCCCUGUAUGGACGUGCAGACCGCAACACCUGCAGUGCAGGAACGAGGCCAUUCCAGGUCGCCAAUACACGCUGCUCUCAAGGGGGCACCGUGGAUGUCGUCAGGAGGAGGUGCAACGGCAAGAAGGUGUGUGAGUUAAACACCAACGUGGUUCGUUCUCCUGAUCCCUGCCGAGGCACCAUCAAAUACCUGGAGACCAACUACACCUGCGUCCCAGCAUUUCGGGCCAUUGCAUGCGAGGGCUCUUUCAGGCGUUUGUUUUGUGGUGAGGGCCAGGUUAUAUCUGUCUUUGGUGCCUUCUACGGACGCCAUGACCAGACCACCUGCUCCUUCGGACGGCCACCCCGUCAGCUUUUAAACGUGGACUGUUUGAGCCUCAACAGCAACACUACAGUAACUAACCUCUGUAACGGGAAAAACAACUGUACUGUCAGCGCUAGCAACUCGGUGUUCGGAGACCCCUGCGGUGGCACGUACAAGUACCUGGAGGUGGCGUACGUAUGUGAAUUUCCUCUGGAGUCUCCUUAAACCAGCGCAGAAGGAGGACGUCCCAAACAUGCACUGAAUGACGUUUAAUGAAUGUGGCCCGUUGUGAUUUUGUUCAUUGGCUAGAAAAGUGUAAAACCCACACAGAGGCUUGUUCCAGGUCCAUAAAAAUACUUCUAUCCUUAAAUAUUUAGACUCAUAGAGGUUGUUAAAGUUUUCCUUCUACAGUAUGUAAAGAACUACCACAUCUGACCCCACGAUGACUGGACACUGACACUGCUCAGGGGUUCAGACAGAAUGCAAAAAUGACCAGUUAUUCAGCAGUUUUCGGUCCAGUUAUGCUUUAAACGGAGCUCUGCACCCUGCUGCCUAUCAAAACCCUCUGCUGCACACAAAGCGAUGCACUUUCCUUCCACAUAGUUUGAGCUGCUUUGCCCCAAACAUGCAGAAGCUCACCUUUAUUUACAAUGAAUGAAAUCAGAAGUAAAGUUGAUUAAACACUGCAAUUAC